GCUUCAGUUUGAGAUUGCUGUAAGGUUAGCAUCGGGGGCUCGUCUAUGCAUGGAGGGGAGGGAAGGAGGAGUACCUUCUACGGCGGCCGCCGAGGGGGCCGGGAUCUACCAGCCUCCUCCUCCGCCACCUUCGGCUUCGCCGGCGGCGACGGUGGUGAGAGACGAGAAGUCUGCUUGCCCAGUCGGCGUGACGGCGACGGUUAUGACGGCAGCCGCUUCGACAGCGGCCGCGGUGGUGGUGGGACCCGCCGCAGCUACGCCGGUGGCGGAGCCGAUGAAGAAGAAGAGGGGGCGGCCGAGGAAGUACGGGCCGGACGGCAGACUGCUGCAGCCGCUGAACCCGCUGCCGAUCUCGGCGUCCGUGCCGUCCGGUGUCGAGUACACGCCGGCAGCCGCGGUGGGGGCGGCGAUCAAGCGGGGUAGAGGGCGGCCAGUGGGUUUGGUGAGCAAGUCGCCUCGCUAUGGACUCGACUUCGAGCCACUCGGAGAUAUGGUAGCCUGCUCCGCCGGUGCAAAUUUCACACCUCAUAUCAUCACUGUUGCUUCAGGUGAGGAUGUUACUAUGAAGAUCAUAUCAUUUUCACAACAAGGGUCUCGAGCUAUUUGUAUUUUAUCAGCAAAUGGUGUUAUUUCAAAUGUUACACUUCGUCAGCCUGAUUCAAGUGGUGGUACAUUAACUUAUGAGGGCCGAUUUGAAUUGCUCUCCUUAUCUGGAUCAUUCAUGCCAACUGAAAAUGGAGGAACACGAAGCCGAUCAGGUGGCCUGAGUGUUUCUCUGGCAAGUCCAGAUGGCCGAGUUGUUGGUGGUGGAGUUGCUGGUCUACUGGUGGCUGCAAGUCCAGUGCAGGUUGUGGUGGGAAGUUUCGUGCCAAGCUACCAGAUGGAGCAGAAAAUAAAGAAGCCGAGAUCAGAAACCGGAUUGGUACCUCCACCAACAUCAGCAAUUCCUGUGUCAAGCGCAGCCAUGGAGGAAGCUUGUGGUAGCGCGCAAGGGAAGCACACUUCAUCAACGAGUAAACCAGAUCCUUCAACUGCCUCCUCUUUCCAGGCGGAAAGUUGGGCUGCUUCUCUGCAGUCGGCUCCUGGCGAUAGAAACUCGACAGACAUCAACAUAAGUUUGACUGGAUCAUGAAGCCAUACCAGAACAUUCUUUUCUCCCUCCCCUUAAACCAUAUAUAUAUAUGUAUAUAUAUAUAUAUAUACAUAUAUGUAUAUGUAUAUGUACAUGUAUAUAUACAUAUAUGUAUAUAUACAUAUAUGUAUAUGUAUAUGUAUAUAUAUGUAUAUGUAUAUGUAUAUAUACAUAUAUGUAUACAUAUAUGUAUAUAUAUAUGGCAGUAUGAAACAUUAUUGCAAUCUUAGCAUGCAUUUGCAUCUAUCGCGGAUAACAGAUCUUAAUGGUUUGGUGUGUGGGUUUGAUAGGUUCACGGCUUCAGCUUUUGCUUGUUUAAUUUAGUUGACGUUCUAUAUUGAAACACUAAAGCUUUUCCUA
Messenger RNA from Musa acuminata AAA Group (dessert banana), 1492 nucleotides. Its product is annotated as AT-hook motif nuclear-localized protein 1-like. The transcript has 5 exons. Gene Ontology annotation, molecular function: minor groove of adenine-thymine-rich DNA binding. Bases 50 to 1132 code for a protein of 360 amino acids. Lineage: Eukaryota; Viridiplantae; Streptophyta; Magnoliopsida; Zingiberales; Musaceae. The record is from RefSeq and is a predicted model, not a curated record.